Messenger RNA from Peronospora matthiolae, 534 nucleotides. NCBI's taxonomy places the organism in Eukaryota, Oomycota, Peronosporomycetes, Peronosporales, Peronosporaceae. The record is from the annotation of a GenBank genome assembly.
AUGGGCAACGCAUACACGGUUGAACUGCCCUGUAAGAUGCGCACGCAUUCUACGUUUUACGUUGGUCGUCUCCGCCCGUACUAUCAGUACGAGCCCGUUUCGAGAUGCGAAGAACACCUCCACGGUCGAGAGCCGAGACCACCCUCGAUUGGUCCCGUUUCAUCGAGCCAGUUUGGUCGACUAGCGAAGCGACCUGUUCACGCAGCUCAGCGAUGUCUCGACGAGCAGCAGCCAGCUCAUCACGAAGAGAACGAGUUGACUGUUCGUUCUCAAGUCGUGCAAGCGCAAACGCGGCACGAUCGUCCGAACGAUCGUGCGUUAGGGAGCUAUAAUUAUCAGCCACAAGAUCCUCAAGCCUAUAACGCCGAGAUCGUUCAUGAGCCAGGUCAUCUUGCAACUGUUCCGUUAGACGUUUCAGCUCUUAAACAUCAGCUUAGUCCGACCCUCGAGCCGGAUCAGGUGUUCCCACUUGAGAUCACCACAUUCUUUGGUGAACUCAAGCGGUGGUCAACGCUUCUGAUGGAGCGUAUUUAA